AUGCGGCUCUUCCACUCGGCAGUCAGGGUCCGUAAGGGCCCCCAGGGGAGCCCGGGUGAGCUGCAGACUUUCCAGCAGCUGCAGCGCCGGACGCGCCGGCAUCGCACCAUCUUCACCGAGGAGCAGCUGCAGGCCCUGGAGACACUUUUCCACCAGAACCAGUACCCGGACGUCAUCACCCGCGAGCACCUGGCAAACCGCAUCCACCUGAAGGAGGAGAGGGUGGAGGUUUGGUUUAAAAACCGUCGGGCCAAGUGGCGGCACCAGAAGAGGGCAUCUGCUUCGGCACUGCUCCUGCAAGGCAGCAGGAAGCCCCCGGAGGAGCGCAGUUAG
Chaetura pelagica (chimney swift) is the source of this 333-nucleotide messenger RNA. It is a transcript of the gene GSC2, whose product is annotated as goosecoid homeobox 2. Gene Ontology annotation, molecular function: DNA-binding transcription factor activity, RNA polymerase II-specific; RNA polymerase II cis-regulatory region sequence-specific DNA binding. The coding region runs from base 1 to 333 and encodes 110 amino acids. The transcript is spliced from 2 exons. The record is from RefSeq and is a predicted model, not a curated record. Gene Ontology annotation, biological process: regulation of transcription by RNA polymerase II. Lineage: Eukaryota; Metazoa; Chordata; Aves; Apodiformes; Apodidae. Gene Ontology annotation, cellular component: nucleus.